This is a messenger RNA of Microsporum canis CBS 113480, 3939 nucleotides long. Its product is annotated as helicase domain-containing protein. Gene Ontology annotation, cellular component: intracellular anatomical structure. The transcript has 5 exons. The record is from RefSeq and is a predicted model, not a curated record. NCBI's taxonomy places the organism in Eukaryota, Fungi, Ascomycota, Eurotiomycetes, Onygenales, Arthrodermataceae. Gene Ontology annotation, molecular function: RNA binding. Bases 1 to 3939 code for a protein of 1312 amino acids.
AUGCUCUGGAUUACAUCUAUGUUUAGGUGCAUGUUUAUUCAACAGUCCUCCAUGCCGGAACAUUGUAUCCCAAAUGGUGAAUACUACUACUGGUGGAAGAUCCAGGAUAUCCCAGGAGCAUGUACCUCUCUUUGCACUGUACGAGGAUAUGCGACACAAGGAAGUUUAUCGGGCCUAUUCCAUGGCAGCAAAAUACCACACAAGACUCAGGAGAGAUGUGUUUCGACCCAAGCGGCUGAUAAUAAACUGCCAGCAGAUGAUCCGUCUGUGGAAUCCUCACCUGUCAAGUCAGUGGUAUAUCCAGCACCCUAUUGCAGGUUGACUGAAGCCUACGCUCGGGAGAAUGCCCCUCUUCCAUCAUAUGAUGAAUUUCCGAUAUUACCAAACCUUCUUUCGAACCCACAUUCUUCAAUAUACACCCUGUCGCAAAUUGGUGUAGUCGAGAUUGAUACAGACGUGGCCAAACUCGAUGCCUUAGGAGCGGUUAUGUGUAAGUUGGUGUGCCGCAUAACACCUGUGGCAGGUGUAACGGCAAAGGAGCCAGUUGAGGUCGCAGGGUUAGGACAUAACUCGCACUCUGCGCAAUGUGCCGCUUACGUCUUCCUUGUGUCCGCGCUUCAUACCAAGGGUUACCUCGAUGGUAUUGCCGAAGCAGUUAAACAUCUUCGGGACACGCGAGUGCAUCAUUUUGAUUUAUCAGAUGUCUACCAUUAUGCCUCACGAUAUGCAGCAUUACCUGAGAUACUUCAUCAGGCCAAUCCAGAUCCUAACUUUACAUCACAUAUCCAGCAUGAAGUUAGGAUUGAGCUACCUGGCCAAAAUAUCUUGUCUGUUGCUACCGGACCUAUACUUUCAAAAGUAGUUACGGAAGCUUCUAGUUCCUUUAUUGCCCAGACACAACAGCACCAGAGCAAAAAUGAAAGCCAAGAACAAGUUAUUGACGACGCGAUACCUCUAACGGUGGGUAGCGCGCAGAGUUUUUUAAACUUCUACUUGUCGAAGUGUGAAAAGUCUAGUGAGAUUGAUACCCGUUGCUCCCGGAAGAAAUUUGGUCCUGCUACGGUCUACUAUGGAGCUCUCUAUAUUGAUGGUCGACCCGUGUCGAAUCCAAUAAUCGCAGACUCCGAGAAAUCAGCUAAGUCUCUCGCAAGGCUUGCAGGGGCCGUUCAUCUUGUCGGUAGGGACCCAUCCAUCUGGUCAGAAUUUGUAGAAGCCAAAGAAAAUAUACCUGUUAUGCACUCUGUGUCUACACCAAUGUCUCCCGAAACUCUUGCAGCCAUACAAACCUCUCUCGAAAGCCUUUCCUACUCUAGUCCCACGGACCAGUCCGGAAUCAAGGAGUCAGGCUCAGAUGGCAUUGAGUCACUGUAUUCAGAUGUCUUGGCCGCUGCUGAGCGUCGAGCUGAGUCUAUUGACCCCGGCUUUCUUCCCUUCAGCAACCGAAAUUUGGAGGAGUCACUCAGAUUAAGAAGUGCUUUGCCUGCAAGACAGCACUCUAAACAUAUUCUUGAUGCAAUCAAUAAGAAUGCAGUUAGCGUUAUAGUUGGGCCUACAGGGAGUGGGAAAACGUCUCAAAUCCCUCAGAUCGUGCUGGAAAAAUUUCCCCAAUCCAAUAUAAUGGUUACUCAGCCUCGCAGGGUUACUACUACGACUAUAGCACGACGUGUUGCUUUUGAACGUGGAGAAGAACUCGGACAGUCCGUCGGUUACGAAAUCCGAUGGGAUGCUGUAAAGCCUUCGUCAAACUGUGGUAUCACUUAUAGAACGACUGGGGUUGUGUUACUAGAUUUAUUACGUGGGGGGGAUAAAAUCCUGGACACCGUAUCCCAUAUAUUUAUCGAUGAAACACAUGAACAGGAUAUUCCGACAGAUUUUCUCCUGGCUCUAUUAAGGAGAGAAAUCAAUCGACGAACCAACCUAUCCAAGCCCAUUCCCAAGAUAAUAAUCAUGACCGCAGACCCAGAAUCUGGCCCUCUUGAAAAUUAUAUGGGGACUGUGUCUGAGAAUGGAGAAUCUACACCAGCACCUCGCAUUGCUAUUCCCGAUUCUCCUCAUUUAAUUAACCGUUUCUUUCUCGAGGACAUAUUACACUCAUUAUUUUCAACCCAUUCCGCGGAAGACCUAGUUCCCUUACUCUCCGACACGUCAACAACUCAACACAUUGCAGCCGAGAAGGAUAUAAUUACACAAGAAUCUUCGGAGGGCAACAACGAGACUAAAUUAGCCAUUCCAGAUAGAUUGUUGGAGAAGGCUGCCGCUGAAACCCCAAUCAACGAAAAGGAACACUUUGUUCCUUUAGGACUGACUGCUGCUACAAUUGCCCAUAUUGCUAAAACCGAAGGCGAGGGCGUGAUACUAGCUCUAUUCCCGGGGCUUGAUGUUAUGAAGCGCCUAGAACAACUACUCUAUGACCAACCCUUAGGAGUCGAUUUCAGCGAUAAAAGUAAAUUCCAGAUUUUCAAGCUACAUUCAGGACUGGGCGACAUUGACGAGAACGUAUUACGCCCAGCCAAGGAGGGAUGUCGAAAAAUCAUUUUAUCGACGAACAUUGCUGAAAACUCAAUAAAUAUACCAGAGGUUCGAUAUGUGGUUGAUAGCGGGAAAAAACAUGACUCUGUCUAUGACCCUUCAACCGGCCUGCGUAAGGUAGUGGGUGGUUGGGUUGAUAAACUGACAAUACACCAAAGGCAGGCCUGUGCUAGCCAGGCCGGAAAUGGACAUUACUAUGCCACAUUCACACAUUCGAGAUUCGACACUCUGGUAAAGACAAAUGUGCCUCGGGUCUAUGUUGAUGAUAUUGAAACUGAGGCCCUUCAGCUGAGAGCUACCAUUCCGGGUCUGCCUCUCUACGAUUUUAUACGCCAGCUACCAAACCCACCUUCUCUGGAUCGCGUCAACAAUAGUAUUGCAAACUUAAGGUCGCUUGGUGCAAUCGAUAGGAGUGGCAAUAUUACCGCGUUAGGACGUAUCCUAUCGCUAUUACCUGUCCCUCUAAAGGCCGGCAAAAUGGUUAUGCUUGGUGUUCUAUUGAGAUGCUUAGAACCUGCCUUGAUUCUUGGUGCUGCUACGCAUGCACGUUCCCUUUUUAUUCCAUCUAGGUCUGAGAGAUGGUAUAAUUCACCUCGUCGAAAGUUUGCUGGUGAUACCAACAGCGACCAUAUAGCAAUCUUGAGAGCAUAUCGGAAAAUCCGUCAAAUUACCAACAAGUCUGGAGAGAAUGCUGCCCAAGAAUACUGUUUGAGACACUCCAUGAGCCACGCGACUUAUUUAGAUAUGGAGUUAUUUAUUUCGCGAAUAUCUCUCACACUUCGCCAGCUCAACCUUAUUCCGGUUCCAGAAAGCGAGUCCGACGACCAACUUCACAGCAUUGUCCUCAACGAGAACUCCGACAAUCAUUCAGUUCUCAGGGCGCUCAUUACUGGCACUGUAACCCCGAAUAUCGCGAUGAAACCCAGCGAUAGCGGGGGCCGAUGGUGCACAAACCGCUUUCCAGCAGCUGUUGUCAGUAACAAGAGCGCAAAUGCGUUCCGGAAAAGCUGGGCUGGUCGAAUGCUGGCAUUUAACGAGGCGUUGAAUUUCCAUAGCGAGGCAGACGCGAUCAUGAUGGACACUACGACAUUACACCCGUUGAUGGCUUGCCUGUUCGGAGGAAAAUUGACUCGCAGAGAUAAUGCACUUUUCAUUGACGCUCACUUAGCAGUCAAGGUUAAGUCACCGGAUGGCAAGUUCGAAAGCGAUUCUAUGGCUGCUAGUACAGUUGUUAAGAUGAGAAAGCUGAUAGAAAAGGCUUCCGAGGAUUUCUUUGAAGAUCUCGCGAGUAACAGAAACUGGAGGGACGUCGAUGCAGAGCGUCGAGGCCUUGCGACUCAAAUCAGAGAUAUCGUAGCUACCAUCCCCGACAGCAGCCCUUCAGGACCGACAAUCCGAAAUAUUCCCUAA